Mercenaria mercenaria is the source of this 1820-nucleotide messenger RNA. Its product is annotated as alpha-(1,3)-fucosyltransferase fut-3-like. NCBI's taxonomy places the organism in Eukaryota, Metazoa, Mollusca, Bivalvia, Venerida, Veneridae. Gene Ontology annotation, cellular component: membrane. The record is from RefSeq and is a predicted model, not a curated record. The transcript has 2 exons. Bases 79 to 1266 code for a protein of 395 amino acids. Gene Ontology annotation, molecular function: alpha-(1->3)-fucosyltransferase activity.
UAUUCAAUGUGACAAGUAAUAUUUUGAUAAAAUGCUUGCUAGUUUGUGCGACAUUUAAAUGAUAGGAACGUUUUUGCAAUGUGGUUUUACAGAAAAUAUAAGCGCGGCUUCAAAUGCAUCUUUGUGUGUCUGUUCUCAUAUUGUUUUAUAUAUAUAAUACGGAUAUUUAUGUCUUCCAGUGAUGGAAUUAAGCCGUAUGUUAAAUAUUUCUCGGACAGAAAUUUUAAUAAAAACGUGUCAAAGAAAAUUCUAAUUUGGACACCUUUUUUGUCGGACACUAUUAUAGAAUAUUUUGAAAAAUGCAAGUGUACUUUUACGGUAAAUAAGAGUGAAAUUACCACUGCAGACGCCGUUAUAUUUCAAAAUUAUGAUCUUUUUCCAAAGUCAGUUAAUUGGGAAAUUGGAACAAAAACAACAAUAUCAUUUCCAACUUACCGUCGACCUGAUCAAGUUUGGAUUCUUUUUAACAUGGAACCACCAAGCAAUAUGUUCUGGGAUACGGCGAUCUUAAAUGGAAUGUUCAACUGGACUGCAUGGUACAGACAAGAUGCCACUCUAAUGUGGCUGUAUGGCAAUAAGUACACACUGAAUCAUUCAGAAAGUCAUAAUGCCAGGAAACUAUUCGGAAACACAAAUUUUCAUAAAGAGAAAUCAAGAGAAGUAGCUGGGAUGAUAUCUAAUUGUAAAGAUCAAGCUGAAAGGUAUAAACUAGUUUAUAAAAUUCAAAAAUAUGUUACUGUAGAUAUGUACGGUGGAUGCUAUGAUAGACCGUGUGGAAGUGCCAUGAAACCCAAGAGUUGUGAUGAGACUCUAAAGAAAUAUAAAUUCUACCUGGCUUUGGAAAACUCUCUGUGUAAAGAUUACGUUACAGAAAAAUACUGGAAUGCUUUGAAGCGGGAACAGAUUCCUAUAGUCAACUGGAAGAAUAUUAGUGAAAACAUUGUAAUACCAAAUUCAUAUAUAAAUGUUUUCGACUUCAAAGACAUAAAAUCUUUGGCAAACUAUGUGAAAAAAGUGAGUUCAAAUGCAACUUUAUAUAAUAGUUAUUUUCAGUGGAAGACAAAAUACAAAGACAAAGGGACGCCCGUUACCUUUGAACUGUGCCGGUUACUGAGUCGCAACAGCUAUCAGAGGCAGGUUUACUCUGACUUUGGCAACUGGAUCAGGGACGAUAUAUGUCCCAAAGUAACCGUUGUGAACAACAUGAAAAAACAAGGAAACUGGUGGUUAUUUCAGAAACUUGGGAUAGACAUAUCGUUCUUGUAGCUGACGUAGAUGAUACACGGGCAGUUGAUGUAGAGCAUAUAGUGUGGACACCUAGUCAUUAAAGAGGGGCCUGCGUGGCCGAGUGAUUAAGAUCCAUGACUUCAGUUUGCUUGCCGCUUACCUCUGUUUGCCGAAACUCAGUUCAAGUCGGCAUGUAGAGAAGCCACCCAGCAUGCUUAAGGAAGUCGGUAGUUCUAUCCAGGUGACCGCAUGUGCCUGAAAUUAUGUCAGGAGUGCAACCAAUGUUCCUUCCAAUAUUAAAAGCUUGAAAUUCCCUAUAUUUCAUUUAUUGUGUUUUGUUGAGCCUAAAAUGCAGCACAAAAUAUUCAUUAACUGAAUAAAUCAAUAUUUGGUUUUGAUUUCCGUUUCUUAUAAAUUAUUUAGAAAUGUUUCUUUUAUUCUUUGGGUAAUUGCAUUUUGCAUUAUUUAUAUACUAGUUGUGUUUAAUUUUUUCUCCCUUAAACAUUAUUAUUUGAGCUGAUUCGUUACAAAUGCAAGUUUGUAAAAUCAUUAUGCGAGCUUACAUAUAGUUUUAAAACUUGCUCUUUGGUUCA